Psammomys obesus (fat sand rat) is the source of this 1397-nucleotide messenger RNA. It is a transcript of the gene Fam163a, whose product is annotated as family with sequence similarity 163 member A. The record is from RefSeq and is a predicted model, not a curated record. The transcript has 4 exons. Bases 76 to 582 code for a protein of 168 amino acids. NCBI's taxonomy places the organism in Eukaryota, Metazoa, Chordata, Mammalia, Rodentia, Muridae.
UCAGCCGGCAUGACUGCUCCAGCUGUUUCCUGUCCUCGUUCCCUUCACUGAAUAGUUUGAUGGGGCGCCGGGCGGAUGACAGCGGGAACAGUUGUGAUCACUGGCGGAAUCCUAGCUACAGUGAUCCUCCUCUGUAUCAUUGCUGUCCUGUGCUACUGUAGGCUCCAGUACUAUUGCUGCAAAAACAGCACAGAUGCCGAGGAUGCAGAGGAGGAGGAGGAAGAGGAGGAGCACGACCUCUCCAUCCAUCCCCGAGCCCCCACCUGCAAUGCCUGCAGCUCCCAAGUCCUGGACGGCAGAGGCAGCCUGGCACCUCUCACCAGCGAGUCCUGCAGCCAGCCAUGUGGGGUGGCCGGCCACUGUACCACUUGCUCCCCGUACCGCACCCCCUUUUACAUACGGACAGCUGACAUGGUGCCCAAUGGGGGUGGAGGCGAGAGGCUCUCCUUUGCUCCUACACACUACAAAGAGGGGGGAACCCCAUCCCUCAAACUGGCAGCACCCCAGAGUUACCCGGUGACCUGGCCAAGUUCUGGGCAUGAGGCCUUCACUAAUCCAAGGGCUAUUAGUACAGAUGUAUAAUCCUUUCACCCUGAUCUAACACACCCAACACCGCUGUCCCAGCAGGAGCAAUGGAGUAAUGGAGGGGACACUCCAAUAGCCCCCCUCCAUCCCCAGGAACCAUCUCAGUUUCUCUGGCUUCCAUAGCAGAGGGUUCACUAGGAUGGGAACUAUUGAAUGCAUGAGGACCAGGGCAGGACCCAUCUCCAGCCCUGUGGCCUGGAGGUGGAGCCUGGAAAGUCUACAAUGUCGCCGGUUUCUCCAUGCCACGCCCCUUCCAGCAAGCCCAAACCCUUUGCUUUGCUGGGCUCUGUAAAAGAGAACCAGGGAAAGCUAGGCAAAGGCUGGUGAGGCUUCCAGGGACCUUGUGAAAUCAAGUGGGCGUGCCUAGAGGAAGUGGACCAAAAGGGAAUGGUGAGAACUAGACAUUCUGGAAUUUGAGAGGAGACAGAAAAACGUGUUAAAGGAUCCCCUCACAGUUUGCUUGCUGGAAUGCAUCCAUGAGCUAACUUACACUCUAUUUUUUACUCAGUUUGCCUUCUCCAAUAUGUAUAUUGAGUUCUGGAAACACCACAUCUGCUACCUAGCCCCUCCUCGUGAAACACAUCAAAUUGACGCUGAGUGCCACAGCACACAGCUGAUUAUGGGGACUAGAGCAAGAAGAGUCUAUAUAACCUUGUUUCCCCUUCAAGUCCUUUCUUAUGUCUCCUGCUAGAGAACCUUUUCCGGGUUUUAAUCACUAGAGUUCUAGAAGCCUAGUACUGAUUAUCCCUGUUCCUCCAUGCUUAGCCACAGGUGUAGAUUCGGCCCUGUGAGUGUGUGGGUUGAUGCCCAUU